This is a messenger RNA of Coccinella septempunctata (seven-spotted ladybird), 424 nucleotides long. RefSeq names its product 60S ribosomal protein L37a (gene RpL37A). The transcript has 3 exons. The coding region runs from base 112 to 390 and encodes 92 amino acids. NCBI's taxonomy places the organism in Eukaryota, Metazoa, Arthropoda, Insecta, Coleoptera, Coccinellidae. Gene Ontology annotation, biological process: translation. Gene Ontology annotation, molecular function: structural constituent of ribosome. The record is from RefSeq and is a predicted model, not a curated record. Gene Ontology annotation, cellular component: ribosome.
GACGGCGGACGUUAUGACAUUUUACUUUGACUGUUGUCUCUGUUCUGUGCUUUCUUUCUCUCCUAACCUUGUUUGCAGUUGACGUUAGUUAGCAUCAAUAAUCUACACAAAAUGGCCAAACGUACCAAGAAGGUCGGAAUUGUAGGAAAGUAUGGAACCCGUUAUGGUGCUUCCUUACGUAAAAUGGUAAAAAAGAUGGAAAUUACCCAACACAGUAAAUACUCCUGCAGUUUCUGUGGCAAGGAUGCUAUGAAAAGGUCAGUAGUAGGAAUUUGGUCUUGCAAAAGGUGCAAGAGGGUAGUUGCUGGUGGCGCAUGGGUAUACUCUACAACAGCAGCAGCCACAGUUAGAUCAGCUGUGAGACGUCUUAAAGAUGUCAAGGAACAAUAAUUUUAUAUAGUUGAUAAAUAAAUAUUAAAAUCCA